CUUGGAUCCGUCCCCAGGGCCUAGUACGCUUCCCAAAAUCGACUAUCCCCAUCUUACUGCUCUGGAACACCGUUCAUAGCUGUCCAGUCUCAUCAAAACCGUCCUGAAAUCUCUUCUAGGAAAAGCUAAACGGCAAUUUUUAGCCUAGUUCGCUAACAGCUUUCGGUCUACGCUUCCUCCUCGAGCUUGCGAAAACUUCCAAUCCGUUUAUUCACUUAACUGGCAGAUAGUAGACACAAAUCAGACACGUACGCUCUACUAAGCCAGACCCACCGAUGCACAACGCAACGGUUUGCAAUAAGAUUUAUUCGGUCCUCCCCGAAAGAGGCAUUCGCCUGCUCACUAUUCAUCCCGGCUCAUCCUCUGAUAGGAUCAAGUGCGAUAUACAAGUGGCUACCCUCACAGAUCUACCUCCAUCUUACUGUGCCUUGUCUCACGUUUGGGGGUCCGACUUAGAAAAGGAAAGCAUACUUCUCAACGGCGAAGAAUUUUAUGUCCGGAAAAACAUGGCAGAGACUCUCUGCUGCCUGCGACGAGCAGAACAACGCGUGACCUUUUGGAUUGAUGCGCUUUGUAUUAAUCAAGACAAUGAGGAUGAAAAAAAUGUGCAAAUUCCACUGAUGGGGAAAAUCUAUGAAAAUGCCGAGAGAGUUGUUGCGUUUCUGGGCCAACAUCAAGAUUCAAGCGAUAACAUUUUCAGAAUCCUUCAAAGUCUAGAUCAAGAACAAGAUGUACUCAAACUACUCAAAAAAUUGGACUUUGACGAGGCUUCGAAGAUGAAUGACGCGCUGAAUAAGCUUCUCACACGAGAAUAUUGGUCCCGUGCUUGAAUUGUCCAGGAAAUCGUACUCGGUCGUCGUGACCGAAGGAUACAAUGCGGCACUGAUCAAGUCUCAUUUUCGGCCCUGAAAACCUUUCGUGACAAUUUACCGGGUGGCAUCUUUGCAUGGACAAUCCUUCCAGGAAGGUCUA
Molecule: messenger RNA, 972 nt
Organism: Aspergillus vadensis CBS 113365
Lineage: Eukaryota; Fungi; Ascomycota; Eurotiomycetes; Eurotiales; Aspergillaceae
Product: HET domain-containing protein
Exons: 1
Coding region: 276-830 (184 amino acids)
Source: RefSeq, a predicted model, not a curated record